Messenger RNA from Orcinus orca (killer whale), 8137 nucleotides. RefSeq names its product sodium voltage-gated channel alpha subunit 5 (gene SCN5A). Lineage: Eukaryota; Metazoa; Chordata; Mammalia; Artiodactyla; Delphinidae. The transcript has 26 exons. Gene Ontology annotation, biological process: regulation of heart rate; sodium ion transmembrane transport; neuronal action potential. The coding region runs from base 44 to 5938 and encodes 1964 amino acids. Gene Ontology annotation, molecular function: protein binding; voltage-gated sodium channel activity involved in cardiac muscle cell action potential. The record is from RefSeq and is a predicted model, not a curated record. Gene Ontology annotation, cellular component: voltage-gated sodium channel complex; axon; plasma membrane.
GGUAGCGUGAGGACAGCCUGUGCCCCAGAAGCAGGAUGAGAAGAUGGCAGACUUCCUGUUACCUCGGGUCACCAGCAGCUUCCGCAGGUUCACCCGGGAGUCUCUGGCGGCCAUUGAGAAGCGCAUGGCAGAGAAGCAGGCCCGAGGUUCGGCCGCCUCGCAGGAGAGCCGAGACGGGCUGCCCGAGGAGGAGGUUCCCCAGCCCCAGCUGGACCUGCAGGCCUCCAAAAAGCUGCCGGAUCUCUAUGGCAACCCACCCCAAGAGCUCAUUGGGGAGCCCCUGGAGGACCUGGACCCCUUCUAUAGCACCCAAAAGACCUUCAUCGUCCUGAACAAAGGCAAGACCAUCUUCCGGUUCAGUGCCACCAACGCCUUGUAUGUCCUCAGCCCCUUCCACCCCAUCCGGAGAGCGGCCGUGAAGAUCCUCGUUCAUUCGCUCUUCAGCAUGCUCAUCAUGUGUACCAUCCUGACCAACUGCGUGUUCAUGGCCCAGCGCGACCCUCCACCCUGGACCAAGUAUGUCGAGUACACCUUCACUGCCAUCUACACCUUUGAGUGUCUGGUCAAAAUUCUGGCUCGAGGCUUCUGCCUGCAUGCGUUCACCUUCCUUCGGGACCCGUGGAACUGGCUGGACUUCAGUGUGAUCGUCAUGGCAUACACCACUGAAUUUGUGGACCUGGGCAAUGUCUCAGCUUUACGUACCUUCCGAGUCCUCCGGGCCCUGAAAACUAUAUCAGUCAUUUCAGGCCUGAAGACCAUCGUGGGGGCCCUGAUCCAGUCUGUGAAGAAGCUGGCCGAUGUGAUGGUCCUCACGGUUUUCUGCCUCAGCGUCUUUGCCCUCAUCGGCCUGCAGCUCUUCAUGGGCAACCUGAGGCACAAGUGCGUUCGCAACUUCACGGUGCUCAGCGGCACCAACGGCUCCGUGGAAGCCGACGGCCUGGUCUGGGAAUCGCUGGACCUCUACCUCAACGACCCAGAAAACUACUUGCUCAAGAAUGGCACCUCUGAUGUGUUACUGUGUGGGAAUAGCUCUGACGCUGGGACAUGUCCCGAGGGCUACAGGUGCCUGAAGGCAGGCGAGAACCCUGACCACGGCUACACCAGCUUCGACUCCUUUGCCUGGGCCUUUCUUGCACUCUUCCGACUGAUGACGCAGGACUACUGGGAGCGCCUCUACCAGCAGACCCUGAGGUCUGCAGGGAAGAUCUACAUGAUCUUCUUCAUGCUUGUCAUCUUCCUGGGCUCCUUCUACCUGGUGAACUUGAUCCUGGCUGUGGUUGCCAUGGCCUACGAGGAGCAAAACCAAGCCACCAUUGCUGAGACAGAGGAGAAGGAAAAGCGAUUCCAGGAAGCCAUGGAGAUGCUCAAGAAAGAGCAUGAGGCCCUCACCAUCAGGGGUGUGGACACCGUGUCCCGCAGCUCCUUGGAGAUGUCCCCUUUGGCCGCAGUAAUCUCCCACGAGGGAAGGAGCAAGCAGAGAAAACAAAUGUCUUCAGGGUCGGAGGAGUGUGGGGAUGACAGGUUCCCCAAGUCCGACUCGGAGGAUGGUCCCCGAGCACUGAAUCAUCUCAGCAUCACCCACGGCCUCAGCAGGACCUCCUUGAAGCCACGCUCCAGCCAUGGAAGCAUUUUCACCUUCCGCCGACGGGACGUGGGUUCUGAGACAGAUUUUGCAGAUGAUGAAAACAGCACAGCCGGGGACAGUGAGAGCCACCGCACAUCACUGCUGGUGCCUUGGCCCCUGCGCCGGCCUAGUGCCCAGGGACAACCCAGUCCCAGAACCUCAACUCCAAGCCACGUCCUCAAUGGCAAAAGGGACAGCGCUGUGGACUGCAACGGGGUGGUCUCCUUGCUGGGGGCAGGCGACCCUGAGGCCACUUCCCCAGGGAGCCGCCUCCUCCGCCCUAUGAUGCUGGAGCGCCCUCUGGACACGACCACACCGUCGGAGGAGCCAGGCAGGCCUCAGAUGCUGACCCCCCAGGCUCCGUGUGUGGAUGGCUUCGAGGAGCCAGGAGAGCGGCGGCGAACCCUCAGUGCAGUCAGCGUCCUCACCAGCGUACUGGAAGAGUUGGAGUCUCACCGCAAGUAUCCGCCAUGCUGGAAUCGCUUUGCCCAGCGCUACCUGAUCUGGGAGUGUUGUCCACUGUGGAUGUCCAUCAAGCAGAGAGUGAAGAUCAUGGUCAUGGACCCAUUCGCCGACCUCACCAUCACCAUGUGCAUCGUGAUUAACACACUCUUCAUGGCACUGGAGCAUUACAACAUGACAACUGAAUUUGAGGAGAUGCUGCAGGUCGGAAACCUGGUCUUCACAGGGAUCUUCACAGCAGAGAUGACCUUCAAGAUCAUCGCCCUGGACCCCUACUACUACUUCCAGCAGGGCUGGAACAUCUUCGACAGCAUCAUCGUCAUCCUCAGCCUCAUGGAGCUGGGCCUGUCCCGCAUGGGCAACUUGUCGGUGCUUCGCUCCUUCCGCCUGCUUCGGGUCUUCAAGCUGGCGAAGUCCUGGCCCACCCUGAACACACUCAUCAAGAUCAUCGGGAACUCAGUGGGGGCACUGGGCAACCUGACGCUGGUGCUGGCCAUCAUCGUGUUCAUCUUCGCUGUGGUGGGCAUGCAGCUCUUUGGCAAGAACUACUCAGAGCUGAGGCACCGCAUCAGUGACCCAGGUGUGCUGCCCCGCUGGCACAUGAUGGACUUCUUCCAUGCCUUCCUCAUCAUCUUCCGCAUCCUCUGUGGCGAGUGGAUCGAGACCAUGUGGGACUGCAUGGAGGUGUCUGGGCAGUCGCUGUGCCUGCUGGUCUUCUUGCUUGUUAUGGUCAUUGGCAAUCUCGUGGUCCUGAACCUCUUCCUGGCUUUGCUGCUCAGCUCCUUCAGUGCAGACAACCUCACAGCCCCUGACGAGGACGGGGAGAUGAACAACCUCCAGCUGGCCCUGGCCCGCAUCCAGCGGGGCCUGCGCUUCCUCAAGCGGACCACCUGGGACUUCUGCUGUGGGCUUCUGCAGCGGCGGGCUCGGAAGCCUGCAGCCCUCGCCACCCAGGGCCAGCUGCCCGGCUGCAUCACCACCUCCAGCCCCCCACCACCCUCAGAGACAGAGAAGGCGCUGCCAGCCCGCAAGGAGACACGGUUUGAGGAAGGCCAACGGCCAGGCCAGGGCACACCCGGGGAUCCGGAGCCCGUGUGUGUGCCCAUCGCCGUGGCCGAGUCAGACACGGAUGACCAAGAGGAGGAUGAGGAGAACAGCCUGAGCACAGAGGAAGAGUCCAGCAAGCAGACACAUGAGAACAGUUACUCUGAGGGGAGCACAGCAGACAUGACCAACACUGUUGACCUCCUGGAGCAGAUCCCCGACCUCGGAGAGGACGUCAAGGAUCCAGAGGACUGCUUCACUAAAGGCUGUGUCCAGCGCUGUCCCUGCUGCACCGUGGACACCACGCAGGCCCCAGGGAAGGUCUGGUGGAGGCUGCGCAAGACCUGCUACCGCAUUGUGGAGCACAGCUGGUUCGAGACGUUCAUCAUCUUCAUGAUCCUGCUCAGCAGUGGAGCGCUGGCCUUCGAGGACAUCUACCUGGAGGAGCGGAAGACCAUCAAGGUCCUGCUGGAGUAUGCCGACAAGAUGUUCACCUACAUCUUCGUGCUGGAGAUGCUGCUCAAGUGGGUGGCCUAUGGCUUCAAGAAGUACUUCACCAAUGCCUGGUGCUGGCUCGAUUUCCUCAUUGUGGGUGUCUCGCUGAUCAGCCUGGUGGCCAACGCGCUGGGCUUUGCUGAGAUGGGCCCCAUCAAGUCACUGCGGACCUUGCGUGCGCUCCGACCCCUGCGAGCCCUGUCACGAUUUGAGGGCAUGAGGGUUGUGGUCAAUGCCCUGGUGGGCGCCAUCCCCUCCAUCAUGAACGUCCUCCUCGUCUGCCUCAUCUUCUGGCUCAUCUUCAGUAUCAUGGGCGUGAACCUCUUCGCGGGGAAGUUUGGGAGAUGCAUCAACCAGACUGAGGGAGACCUGCCCUUGAACUACACCAUCGUGAACAACAAGAGCGACUGUGUGUCUUUCAACGUGACUGGUGAAUUGUACUGGACCAAGGUGAAAGUCAACUUUGACAACGUGGGGGCCGGGUACCUGGCCCUUCUGCAGGUGGCAACAUUUAAAGGCUGGAUGGACAUCAUGUAUGCAGCUGUGGACUCCAGGGGGUAUGAAGAGCAGCCCCAGUGGGAAUACAACCUCUACAUGUACAUCUACUUUGUUAUUUUCAUCAUCUUCGGGUCUUUCUUCACCCUGAACCUUUUCAUCGGUGUCAUCAUUGACAACUUCAACCAACAGAAGAAAAAGUUAGGGGGCCAGGACAUCUUCAUGACAGAGGAGCAGAAGAAGUACUACAAUGCCAUGAAAAAGCUGGGCUCCAAGAAGCCCCAGAAGCCCAUCCCACGGCCCCUGAACAAGUACCAGGGCUUCAUAUUCGACAUUGUGACCAAGCAGGCCUUCGAUGUCACCAUCAUGUUUCUCAUCUGCUUGAACAUGGUGACCAUGAUGGUGGAGACAGAUGACCAGAGCCCUGAGAAGGUCAACAUCUUGGCCAAGAUCAACCUGCUCUUCGUAGCCAUCUUCACAGGCGAAUGUAUCGUCAAGAUGGCUGCCCUGCGCUACUAUUACUUCACCAACAGCUGGAACAUCUUUGACUUCGUGGUUGUCAUCCUCUCCAUCGUGGGCACUGUGCUCUCAGACAUCAUCCAGAAGUACUUCUUCUCCCCAACGCUCUUCCGAGUCAUCCGCCUGGCCCGGAUUGGCCGCAUCCUCAGGUUGAUCCGCGGGGCCAAGGGCAUUCGCACGCUGCUCUUUGCGCUCAUGAUGUCCCUGCCCGCCCUCUUCAAUAUUGGGCUGCUGCUCUUCCUGGUCAUGUUCAUCUACUCCAUCUUCGGCAUGGCCAACUUCGCCUACGUCAAGUGGGAGGCUGGCAUUGAUGACAUGUUCAACUUCCAGACCUUCGCCAACAGCAUGCUCUGCCUCUUCCAGAUCACCACGUCGGCAGGCUGGGAUGGGCUCCUCAGCCCCAUCCUCAACACGGGGCCUCCCUACUGCGACCCCACCCUGCCCAACAGCAACGGCUCCCGGGGGAACUGCGGGAGCCCCGCCGUGGGCAUCCUCUUCUUCACCACCUACAUCAUCAUCUCCUUCCUCAUCGUGGUCAACAUGUACAUCGCCAUCAUCCUGGAGAACUUCAGUGUGGCCACGGAGGAGAGCACGGAGCCCCUGAGCGAGGAUGACUUCGACAUGUUCUAUGAGAUCUGGGAGAAGUUUGACCCGGAGGCCACCCAGUUCAUUGAGUAUUCGGCCCUGUCCGACUUUGCUGACGCCCUGUCUGAGCCGCUCCGAAUCGCCAAGCCCAACCAGAUAAGCCUCAUCAAUAUGGACCUGCCCAUGGUGAGCGGGGACCGUAUCCACUGCAUGGACAUCCUCUUUGCCUUCACCAAGAGGGUCCUGGGCGAGUCUGGGGAGAUGGACGCCCUGAAGAUCCAAAUGGAGGAGAAGUUCAUGGCGGCCAACCCGUCCAAGAUCUCGUACGAGCCCAUCACCACCACACUCCGGCGCAAGCACGAGGAGGUGUCGGCCUCGAUCAUCCAGCGGGCCUUCCGCAGGCACCUGCUGCGGCGCUCCAUGAAGCACGCCUCCUUCCUCUUCCGCCAGCAGGCGGGCGGCAGCGGCCUCUCCGAGGAGGAUGCCCCCGAGCAGGAGGGCCUCAUCGCCUACAUGAUGAACGAGAACUUCUCCCAGCGCCUUGUCCCGCCCUCCAGCUCCUCCAUCUCCUCCACGUCCUUCCCACCCUCCUACGACAGCGUUACCAGGGCCACCAGCGAUAACCCCCAGGCGCGGGCAUCUGACUACAGCCCCAGCGAAGAUCUCGCGGACAUCCCCCCGUCCCCAGACAGGGACCGUGAAUCUGUCGUGUGAGCGUGCCCCGGUGGGCCAGCGCACAGCGUCAUGGCAAACCCAAAUGCAGCCCCAGACCAGCAGCCGUUGGGCCAUCUGUCCUUGCUUUGGGCUUCAGGAGUGAGAGAUGAGCCUCAGCCCCAUGGACCGACAAGGCAGAGCCCUGUGCACCAUGCUGAUGCCUGGAAGCAUUUGGCUACGCCAGCCAUUCGGGGUGGCCUGUCCCUAGAGGCCCCAAGUGUACCAGUCCUGGCGGAAGGUUCUGGUCAGGCAACACCCCAGGGCCCUGACAAGCAACUCCAUCCCAGCUGCUGAGACAAAAUACAAAACUGAGACUGUAGGUGUUGUGAAUGGGCUUUCAUAAAUUUAUUAUAUUUGAUAUUUUUUUACUUGAGCAAAGAACUAACUUUUUUCAUGGACGGAUCGGCAGCAAUUCCCGCUGCCUCUUCUUAACUCUGCACAAGAGUGUCUAUGGAGCUGCUGGGACUCUGUUGUCAAAGCAAAAGUGAAAUCCAGUGUGGGUCCCACAGGCCUUCACUGCCCAGGGGUUGGGCUAAGGUGCCAAGAGGGCUGAACCCCUUCCCCUUCAUGCGUGUGCACGCUCCCAUACACACAGAGGCCAGACACAGGCCACGUGUGGCCUGGGCUCCCCGAGGUGAGCACCAGGCAGCCUCUUCUGCCCUAGCCUAAGGGAGACAGGCCUUUCCUCCCGGCCCCCAUGGGUGGGAUUCUUGUCAGCCGGGGCUCAUCCUGGCCUUCCAUUGUACCCAAGGUCCAUUUUCCCCUUGUAUUUUUAUGCAGGCCACCCUGGGGUCAGUUCUACAGAUACAACAAGCUUCCAGAAGAGAGUGUCCCGGGUCCCAGGGCUGGUCCUCGGCACUGAUGUUGCCUUUCUUCCCUGGAGAGCGUGGCCUCUGUUAGUGUAUUAACGUUAAACGAAGGGCCUGAGGGAGGAGCCCCACUCACUUCCUGCCACCCAGCUUGUCCUUGCUGCCCAGCCUGGCCGGCCCUGCCCCACAGGCGAGGAAGAGAAGGCUGAGCCCGUGGGGUUAGGGCUGAGAAACACAACAGCCCUCAGAGCGGGGGCCCCUGGCCCAUGUGGAGAAGGGAGUCUGUUGUCAUCACCCAGGCUCUCUCUCCGGACCUUUCUGCCUCUGCCCAGCUGUGAGGGGAUGCCCGUGUGGCCUCCAGCUCCUCUCCAGAUGCAGUGGCAUGGGAGUGGGGAGGGCUGUUCGGGCCCUGUGCAGAGAAGGGGCCUCAGGCCCAGUCCCUGUGCCCUGGGAGGGGAAUGGACCCCAGGCCCCCUGGGAAAGGGAGUAGUGUGACCCUGGACCAGCCCCUCCCGCUCAGCCCAGGGUCCUGGUGGCACCCGCAUGCAGGACCUUCUGGGGCAGCGGCCAGGCUGCCCUUGGUCUUGUGAGCAGGCCUUUUCAGGGAAAAAUACUUUUUCUAGUCCAAUUACCACCCCCAGGGCCUCUUCAGCUGCUGACAAUCCUACUUAGCAUAUGCAAAUCUUUUAAUGUAGAGAACUGUCACCCUGAGAGUGACAGUGGUGGCUGGUGGAGCCUGUGCAGGCAGGGGCUCGGCUGCCCAAAUCCGCUCUCCAGCAAAGCCGCCCUCCACCCGGCGGCAGCCACCUCUCAGGGCAGCCCGGGAAGCCAGAAGCUGGCUGUCCUAACCUACCUCGCCGAGCCGUCAGGGAGCUGGCCGUGGGGAGCUAAGGGGACACUGCCGGCGAGACAAGUAUUAUGUUUCUUCUUGUCACCUGAGUUCCCUUGGUGGCAGCCCCAGCCUCCACCCCCUUCCACCCCAGUGAUUUCUCUUCUCCCAUGUUCCCUUUGAGUCCAGCGUGGGAUGUGGUUUUUAACUGUCCCAGCGACACUUCUCUGAGUGGAAAUCUUAUUUUUGUAGCUCUCUGUGCUGUGCUCUUAAGGCUUGGAGAGGUGUGUGCCCUCCCUGGCACCUGGCACCCAGAGCCUGCUGCAUGGACGGGGAUGAGGCUGGGAGGCCGGCCGGCCUGCAGGCCCAGCUGACCAGAAGGCAACUGGGGUUUUAUAUGUGGGGACAGCCUGGGAGCCUGAGGCAGGUGCCCGGGGCCGGCCGCUGACAGACGACACUGGCUGCACCAAGUGCCAGCCGUUGUCUGAACUACCCAAGCACUUCUCACCAAACUUCGUGCGUAAAUAAGAUACAUAUUUUUAAAACAAACCAAUAAAUGGC